CCGGAACUAUACAUGCGAGAGGCGCUUCCUGUCGGUACUUUUAUUGGACGGACGCAUUUCCGCCUCUGACGUGGUCCCGGUGUGGAGAGAAAAAUCAAGCGAGUUUCAGUUUCGCCUCAGCUGGUAUUUCACCGUUUUACAGCUGUCGGGUGUCAGUGUCACUUCGAAGUGUCUUUCUGGUCCACCUCGUCUGCCUCUUGGCGGGUUCUGCGUGCGCUUUGCCGCAGUUCUUACCCUGUUUGGGUCCGUUUUUCCUCGGGCGGGAGGAGGACAGGAGGACGCGGGUUCGUGGUCUCCUGGAUUUAACAGAUAAAUAACAGCGACGUCAUUCCAGGAUUCCCUGUGCUCGUACUGUAGUUUCCUUCAGUUACCAGUGAAGCCACCAUGAAACUCUACAGCCUCAGUGUCUUUUACAAAGGGACAACAAAGUCCAACCUCCUGAAAGCAGCGUAUGACCUCUCCUCCUUCAGCUUCUUCCAAAGAUCCAGUGUGCAGGAGUUCAUGACAUUCACAAGUUCCCUGAUUGUAGAACGCUCCUCACAAGGGACACGGGCCUCUGUCAAAGAGCAAGAGUACUUGUGCCAUGUGUAUGUGAGGAACGACUCGCUCAGUGCAGUGGUGAUUGCUGACAACGAGUAUCCAUCUCGGGUGUGCUUUACAUUACUGGACAAGGUUCUGGAUGAUUUCUCCAACAAAGUUGACAGGAUAGACUGGCCUUCUGGGUCUCCGGCCACUAUCCAGUACACUGCCCUGGAUGCCUAUCUUGCCAAGUACCAGAACCCCCGGGAGGCUGAUGCCAUGAGCAAAGUGCAAGCGGAACUGGAUGAAACCAAAAUCAUUUUGCACAACACAAUGGAAUCGCUCUUGGAGCGGGGUGAGAAGCUGGAUGAUCUGGUGCAGAAGUCGGAGCAUCUUGGAAACCAGUCAAAAGCCUUUUACAAAACUGCACGGAAGCAGAACUCUUGCUGUCAGGUGAUGUGACAGAGAUGGACAGUUCUGCCGAAGCCCCCGAUCCUCCAACCCAGCACACGCCUGAACCCCGACAGCUGGCAUGUAGAAGGGCGCUUUUGGGUGGGCUGGAUCCAACCUUUCGCAGGAACUGGUGACGCGCUGAAGAGCUAGGGGAAUUGGGGAUAGGGGUAGAAAGACAAAACGUCAGAAAAGGGUCCCGAGGCAUUUAAAGUUCUCUAAGAAAUAGUGUUGUGGGUUCACCAAAAGAAUUGUUAAUUUGGGGUUUUAAGGUAAAUGUUUUCAACAGUCAGUGUUUAAUUAUACCACAUGUGCUGCUGUUUAAGUAGAAACAAGCCAAUUCUGCAUCACUUUAACUACCUGAAGAAUUUUGCGUUAUGAAAAAAGAAAGUUGUUCGACCAAGGGGAGCUUGAUCUUGGCUGGUACUACCGUGUCAUUUCGUUUCAGGUGUGGUGAAAAGGAACCGAAACUUGUGGUGUUCACGUUCAAAAGACAUUAAUUUCUAUAAGUGGUGCCGCUGCUUAACUGUGCUUGUUAACAUGAUGUAGGGCAAGCAGUUGUUCUGACAUAAGUCUCGCACACACGCAUUGCCAAGGGUGUCUUUAAUUGACCUGCUGGAGCCACACGAUGGAGCCAUAGUCUCACUGCCUUUUUCCACUUCCCAGUGUCACCACUCUAGUUUUGUUCCCUUUUGGCUGCAAGCCACCGUACUUUUUUUUUUUUUUUUUUUUUGCGCAGUGGAAAAUGAGGACCUCUGCAUCAUGUCAGCCUGCUUUUUAAACAUCUUACCAAAUGUCUGCUAUUAGCUUAGUUCUUGGAAAUGAUACAUGGGCUGGGAUUUGCAGCUAAACCUUUGACGGUGAAAGCAUAAGAUGACUUUAGACAUGGAUGGUGUUUGGAAUUUACGGUCAAGCUGACUGUGACCUUUUUGGAUAUUAGUCACCUAUGAAUAUCAAGUCCAACAGUCUGAGAAAUGAUUUUAGAAACUGUUCUUAAGAGGAACAAUUUUUGAAUUGAGAAAAAGAAGAAUUAUACAGCUUUUUUGCAGUGGGGUUGGAUACUGUGUUAGGUUGACUUUGCUACUUGAACACUCCAAACUACGUUACCGGUCUUAGUAGCAUAAUAAACAGGAUUAAAGAUUUUUGCACUUUGUACAGAAGUAUAUUGCAAGUCUUUACUGUAACGGAAUGACAGGUCUGCUCAUUGUUCAUGAGCCAAUUGAAUGUCUUCAUGUAGAAAAUUGUCCAGCUUUCCAGUAAUUUAAAGUUUAUUAAAUGCUGAAAUUUUUUUUUUUUUGUAUAACUGCUGCCUAUGUUUUCAAGUAGAGCUCUUGCACUUACCAACCACCAACUGCAGAGGGUAUAAAUCGGGACCGUUUUGGCUGUUGUUAGUGUGCCAUGUAUGUUUGGAUUGUGCAGUGUCUGCAUUAGCUCUGGAGUGUCUGUCUGCAGUGUUUAGUACCAUGCGCCAGUUUUCUGUAAACUACCUAGGUUCCCGUCAGACCAGUUUACAUCACCAGAAACACCACUGCUCUGCUUAUAAUCUGUAUUUAACUGUGGUGCACGCACCCUGCACUACACACACUGUAAAGAUCAAAAUAGUCUUGUUGUUCCUGUGAUGUUGCUACUGAAGGUUCAUGGGCUAAAUGUACUGAAUUAAUAUAAUUGCUGCAUUUAUAAUGUGUAUUGUCAAGGAAAAAAGGCUAUUUAAUGAUCUGAUUCAAAAUAACACAGAAUCCUACUAGUGUGCAAGUUUGUCGUGGAGAAUAUUUUGUACAGCAGACUCAUGUUUGGUGUGCCUUCAAUGUAGGUGUCAUAGUUCUCUCUGCUGUGUGUGUGUGUGUGUGUGUGUGUGGUUUUUCUCUUCCAGGCCUGUGAGUUUCCUUUGACUUUUGUGGGGACUCACUUGAUUCAGUCUUCAUUGCUGUACAGAGCUGUCUGUGUUCUUUCUGUGCAGAAAAGUUUCAGUCUCUCCACUAAGUUGUGUUGUAAACUUGAGAACUCACUAAUAAUGCCCUUAAAGUGUUUGUGUGCACAAGGUUCACUUCUUUAUUGUGUAAAUGAAUGUGGGAUGACUGAGUUGGUUCUUCAGAAUUAAAGAAAAUAUCAAAGGUUUCAUUACGGUGUGUCAGUACAGUUCACCUGCACAUAACCAGACCUCAGGUGCCCAGAUUUUGGAAUGUACAUCACAAUAUUUGUUAUAUUAAAAAAAAAAAAAAAAAAAAAAAAAGUAGCUUGGUAAUUAAUAGAAACCAAAUUGUUAAAAAUGCCAAAUACUUAAUUUAAGCAUAUAUCUCUUGAGUGCAUACCAUGAGAAUUUUGGGUCAUAUUUUGUGCACCACCCUCAUACGAUCAUUUGGUCUUUUUUCUCCUUAGUAGUAGGACAUUGUGUAAAAUGAAACAUAAUUUGAUAAAUAUUUCACAUGAUUGGCAUACAAGUCUAAAUACAAGACACUAUUUUGUUAAAUCAUGUAUAAAUAAGAUUAGUUUGUGUCAAAGUGGGGGGGAAAAAAAUAAUAUGUGAUACAUUGGAACAACUGGUUAAUUGCAUCACUGGACACCCCCUGCCCCAUCCCCCCAUUUGUCCGGUCACGUGAAUAUGAACUGUACACUGGCCUCUUUAUUGAAUGCUGUGAUAUCGGAUGGUGUUGUUCUCCUUACACAUUCUGUUCCCGCUGUUGAUUCUGCCUUCCUCUUGAUUGCGGCAGUUCUGUGCAGAAUUAUGAGUCACAUUUGAGACAAACUUUAAUGGGACAUGUAACAUUUAGCCUUAUUUCUGUUCUAAAAAUGUAUUUGUUUAAGCUUAGUUAUUACAUAUGAUCAAUUUAAUUUGUGUGACCUUUAGGUAUUUAUUCUGUGUAUAUGUGAUCCAGGUGGACUGUGGAUUUCUGUAAUAUUUUCUUUUUUUUGGUGGAACCUGGUAUUUUGUACAUUUAAAAGGCACCACAGCCACAAAUUUGGCCCUAAGCAUUACUUUCCAAUGGGCACAAAUUUAGAUUUCUUAACUGAGGACAUAAUAGAUAGAUGUGUCUCAGCCCCGAAUCAGGAAAAUCGGCCAUGACGGUAUGGUUAUUGAUUAUUGUUCAUGAUGGGAGAUGCACAAGCCACUGAAGUAAACUCUACUGAAUUACUCUCCCUGCACUCCUAUACGCUGAAAAAAAACUGAGUCGUGUUGGAAAAUGUUUUCUUAAGUGUGUAAGUUUCUGAAACUGAAGUAUAUAUUCUUGAAUAAUCAAAUUCAUUUGUCUCAAUUGUUUUACACAUAUAUUUCUGUAUGUGGCUUACUGCAAAAUGACAUUUU
Molecule: messenger RNA, 4270 nt
Organism: Scleropages formosus (Asian bonytongue)
Lineage: Eukaryota; Metazoa; Chordata; Actinopteri; Osteoglossiformes; Osteoglossidae
Product: synaptobrevin homolog YKT6-like
Exons: 8
Coding region: 385-981 (198 amino acids)
Biological process (GO): endoplasmic reticulum to Golgi vesicle-mediated transport
Cellular component (GO): Golgi apparatus
Molecular function (GO): SNAP receptor activity
Source: RefSeq, a predicted model, not a curated record